This is a messenger RNA of Salvia miltiorrhiza (redroot sage), 806 nucleotides long. RefSeq names its product protein translation factor SUI1 homolog. Gene Ontology annotation, biological process: translational initiation. Lineage: Eukaryota; Viridiplantae; Streptophyta; Magnoliopsida; Lamiales; Lamiaceae. Bases 255 to 596 code for a protein of 113 amino acids. Gene Ontology annotation, molecular function: translation initiation factor activity; RNA binding. The record is from RefSeq and is a predicted model, not a curated record. The transcript is spliced from 5 exons.
AAAAUGAAAUGACUUUUUCUUCGGUAAAUAUUGGGACGGAAAAUGACUUCUGAAAUCGUGGACUCGUGUCUAUAAAAUCCUAUAAGACUCUUUACGGCCUUCAAUCUUCACCGAUUCGCUUUCCCUUCUCUUCAUAAUUAUCUGCUCGGCCUCUUUCCUUCUCUCUCUUCUCAAUCGAAUCAGGUCUGACCAUUCCAAUCUAGCUACUCAAAAUCUUGUUCUCUGUGUUACAUUUGCUGCAUCAACCAAGUUUCAUGUCUGAUCUUGAUAUCCAGAUUCCCACUACUUUUGAUCCUUUUACGGAUGCAAAUGCUGAUAACUCUAGUGCUGGGUCAAAGGACUACGUACACAUUCGGAUACAGCAGAGGAAUGGUCGGAAAAGCCUGACAACCGUGCAGGGAUUGAAGAAAGAGUUUAGCUACAACAAAAUAUUGAAGGAUCUUAAGAAGGAGUUUUGCUGCAAUGGAACUGUUGUCCAGGAUCCAGAACUAGGCCAGGUUAUUCAACUCCAAGGCGAUCAACGGAAGAACGUGUCUACUUUUCUUGUUCAGGCUGGAAUUGUGAAGAAGGACUAUAUCAAGAUUCAUGGUUUCUAAACUGCAGCAUCCUAUUCAUAUCAACUCUUUUAUUUGUAUAACCUAUGAUAUGUGAAGGUUUAUAACUGAACUUUGUUGUAUGCUCAAGGUCUUCUGAUACCUAUAGUGCUCCUGUAUCUCUUUUGUUUCGUUACAAGUGUCAUGUCUGAUGUUGAAUCUACUUUUCCAAUUGCUAAUGGAUUCAAAUAAGAGAGGCAUUCGCUUUUCAAA